AUUUAUAUAUACGCAUUUAUAUAUGCACAUCAAGAAACAAAAUUGUGCGUCACAAGCUUUUAUUUAGUAUUCUAAUAAAGUUAUAUUUUUUAAUUACAUAUGCACAAAUAAUGAAGAUAUUUCUUGUGCAAAGCGUUAAUGUAUUCUUGUUUUCAUUAAAUUUUCAUUAAUACAUGUUUUGUCUCUUUCCCUCUACAGUAUAUUGAUGCAUUUUUCUCUUGAAUUAAAUUUAUUGAAUUAAAAAGUGACACAAAACUUUGGAAUCUUUUAACCACUUAUAAUUUAUGCCGAGAUAAGAAAAAGAUGCGUUGACGACAUUUAAUAUUUUUGUUUUUUGCUUUUAUAUAUUAAUUGUAUUAUUUAAUAUAUUAUUAAAUUUAUCGAAAAGUGCGUCUAUAGUGCAAGGGUUAGCUGGUGAAACUCUGAUGACUUAAGUUGAAAAAAUCUUAAGAGAAAAAACGAAAACUUGCACGAGAGAGAUCUAUCGAAAGAGAGGAAGGAAACAUAAUUUUGAAAUUAAUACCGCGUAAAAGUUUUUCUAAUUAUUUCAGAUCACAGUAGUGCAAGUAGGGUAAUAAAUUAAAGAAUAUUUUUUCUUCCAUAAAUUUGCCAAAUAAAAGAAAAAAAAAAGCUUUUACUCAAAAAAAAAACCCAGUCAUAUAAAACUUCCAAACAAUAAGUCGAGCAGCCGAUAAACAUGGGAAAUAUUCACACAACUGGUCCAAAUGAAGCCUUAAUUGUAUCAGGUGGCUGUUGUGGCUCCACUAAGAAACGCACUAUAGUAGGCGGCUGGGCAUGGGCUUGGUGGCUAGUUACCGAUGUUCAACGAUUAUCAUUAAGCGUCAUGACUUUAAAUCCUAUGUGCGAAAAUGUUGAAACUGCUCAGGGUGUACCGUUAACCGUAACCGGUGUCGCACAAUGUAAAAUAAUGAAAUCAAGCUCUUACGAUAAAUACGAGGAGAAGGCCGACGAAUUAUUGGGUACAGCCAGCGAACAAUUUUUGGGCAAAAGCGUUAAUGAAAUCAAACAAACAAUUCUCCAAACACUUGAAGGACACUUACGCGCUAUAUUGGGAACUCUUACAGUCGAAGAAGUGUACAAAGACCGCGAUCAAUUCGCUGCUUUAGUGCGAGAAGUCGCCGCGCCUGAUGUCGGACGCAUGGGCAUCGAGAUACUUUCAUUUACCAUCAAAGAUGUCUACGAUGAUGUUCAGUAUUUGGCCUCUUUGGGUAAAGCACAAACAGCGAUGGUGAAACGAGAUGCCGAUGCCGGGGUCGCGGAAGCGAAUCGUGAUGCCGGUAUACGCGAAGCUGAAUGCGAAAAAAGUGCAAUGGAUGUCAAAUAUUCAACUGAUACGAAAAUCGAAGAUAACGCACGAAUGUAUAAAUUGCAAAAAGCUAAUUUCGAUCAAGAGAUUAAUACAGCUAAAGCUGAAUCUCAACUGGCCUAUGAGUUGCAAGCGGCCAAAAUACGACAAAAAAUACGAAAUGAAGAAAUACAAAUUGAAGUGGUUGAGCGGCGUAAACAAAUCGAAAUAGAAUCACAGGAGGUGCAGCGAAAAGAACGAGAGUUAAUGGGCACAGUGAAAUUGCCAGCCGAAGCGGAGGCAUAUCGGGUCCAAACAAUAGCACAAGGCAAACAAUUUCAAACGAUCGAAAUGGCCCGAGCCGAGGCUGAAAAAAUACGCAAAAUUGGCUCGGCAGAGGCCCACGCCAUUGAAUUGGUUGGUAAGGCUGAGGCAGAACGUAUGCGUAUGAAGGCUCAUGUUUAUAAACAAUAUGGCGACGCCGCCAUUAUGAACAUUGUUUUAGAGUCACUGCCAAAGAUCGCUGCCGAAGUCGCAGCGCCUUUGGCUAAAACCGAUGAAAUUGUUUUACUCGGUGGCACGGAUAAUGUAACCAAUGACGUCACACGCCUAGUGGCCCAACUGCCACCUUCAAUUAAUGCUUUGACUGGAGUUGAUUUAUCCAAGGUCUUGUCAAAGAUACCGGGAGCAAAAGCGUGAGAUUUACCUCGCCGCUAUAUAACACCAGCUUUCGAUGACUUGGCCAUGGCUUAGUGAAAUAAUGAAAGAUUAUGAUGAUAAUGAUAAUGAUGAUGAUGAUGAUGAUGAUGAUGAUGAUGAGAAUGAGAAUGAGAAUCAAUUCACCACAAAAACCAGGACGCACUAAAUGAAUUUGAUUAAACGAUUGGACGAUUGAACAAUGAUUUAGGGCAAACACUUACUAUUAAGAAUUAAUUUUAUAUAUGUGUAUAGAAGUAAAUAAAACACAAAAGCGUUAAGCGAUAGAUGAACAACGUAUUUAGAAACAAUCGCGUAACAUAAGUAAUAUUUUUUAUUAAGAAAUUAUUGAAAAUAACUUAAAAAAAGAACCAAAAUGCUUAACAAUGAUUAUCUUAAUUGGAUUAUUGAAAAAAUUAAAAACGAAAUUUUUGGAAAAUCUAAAUUAAUCGUAGAGCAAAUUAGUAAUUUUUGAUAUAAUUCAAUGAAGUCGACGAAAAAUUCAUUUAUUUUACUUUCUUUUUUUUAUUUUAUUUUAAUAAAGAAAACAAUAUUUUUUUUUUUUUUUUUUUUUUUUUGUAAUUGUAAUUGUUCAUUACUUUUGCACUAUGACUUAUGAUUAUCCUGACCAACUGAAGCAUUUAGAGCAGUAACACGCUGCAUGUUAUGUAAUUCAUUAAAUGAAUUUCGAACUUUUAUUUUUAAAGUUCAUAACCGAAAAAAACAUAUAGUCUACGCUAGUUAGCGGACUCAUCUUUUGAGACAAUCCAAAAAUAGAGCUAAUUUUCAAUAUCUACAAAAAGACUGUUGCAGUUGGCACUCAGAUAGACGUUUCUAUAUCACGUAGGCAAAAUCAUAAAAUGAUCGGUCGUCGUUUAUGAAAUGUGAACGUUGCGGUAAAAUGUUUCAUUCAUAUCAUUGAAACGAUCCGCUAAUCGACUUACCUUACCUGCGCUCUCCUGAACAUUAUGCACAUUUUGCAUUGAACUCUUCGUUCAGUUGCAACUAUUCCUUACUUUUAUCGUUCGCUCUUGAUUACUUUGAUAAGUUGCUAGAACUUGGAACAAAGCACACAGACAUAGCAGAUGUUCUAACCGAAAAUGAACUAACAUCGCAAGGAUUCAACUUUCUGUUAAUAGCAUUUAAAGUUACCGCAACGAGUCAACGACGAACGAAUACGAAUGCAUUUGUGCGAGAAUCAUAUCAAAUCAAAUCGUCCAUCAUAUUUUCGGACGGAGAGAUAUCUCCGCCUGGCGUUUAAAAAAAAAAAA
Messenger RNA from Glossina fuscipes, 3273 nucleotides. RefSeq names its product flotillin-2 (gene Flo2). The transcript has 8 exons. Bases 698 to 2005 code for a protein of 435 amino acids. Gene Ontology annotation, biological process: protein localization to plasma membrane; regulation of myoblast differentiation. Gene Ontology annotation, cellular component: plasma membrane. NCBI's taxonomy places the organism in Eukaryota, Metazoa, Arthropoda, Insecta, Diptera, Glossinidae. The record is from RefSeq and is a predicted model, not a curated record.